CACUUUCUCCGGACCGUGCGCGUUCACGCGUGUGACGGGCCGUAUGCGGGAGGAAAUCUGUCUGUCGCCGUCAACCAUCGCAAUUUAUUAAUGCAAAUAGACUUCAGGGAAGUCAAGACAAACAGGUUGAGCUUGUCACAGGUGUCUUUCAACCAACCAAAUACGUUACUGCAGCAAGAAAAACACACGGAAGUAGAUGUGUUGCCUAAAUCUUAAGCUUAAAUCACUUUUUAAGGAGGAUUAUUGCUCUUUAUUGAAGUGGCUUCAUUUCUAUGGUUUGUCCCAUUCACUUGCUAACACGUAAACAUGAAUCAUAUGAAGUUAAUGAAAUUGAUCGUCGCCUGCUUGGUGGUUGUUGCCAUGGUGAAAUUUUUCUUUAGCCCCAGCGGAAACAAUGAGAAGUAUGAAACAAACAGCCAAAUCAUACAAGGUGGGAAUUUCUGGGCUCGUCAGCAUAAUCCUCAGGUGAAACUGCCUGAAAGUCAGGAUGCUCCUGUCAUCAUAGACCCAAUCCCAGAAAGCCGUAAUGUCCAGAUCAAGGAAGAGUUACCAUUCAUACGGAGUACAGCUUAUAAAGUGAGAGAAAUACAAAAGAUUAUACAUUUGGAUCUGAAGGGCGCCCCACCCAAAGUCAAGUAUUUUGAAGAGAUAUUCCCUUUAUUCUCAUCUCUGGGUGCUACUGGAAUAUUGCUGGAGUAUGAGGACAUGUUUCCCUACGAGGGGGAACUCGAAAUUCUAAGAUCAAAAUUUGCAUACAGUGUGGAAGAUAUAGAGCAAAUAAAGUCUCUGGCCAAACGCAAUCAGCUUGAAAUCAUUCCACUGGUGCAGGUUUUUGGACACUUGGAGUUUGUGUUAAAACACGAAAAGUUUUUCCACUUGAGAGAGGUGGCAUCCUUUCCCAAUAGCCUAAACUCUCUUGCUCCAGGAGGCAUGGAGCUUGUUAAAGAAAUGUUAUCGCAGGUUAUGCGGAAGCACCGGGAAGCUCGAUGGUUUCACAUCGGUGCCGAUGAAGUACGUGGCCUGGGUGACAGUGAGGACUCGAAACGCUGGUUGGAAGUCAAUCAUGGAGACAAGGGGAAGCUGUUUCUCAAUCACGUGACCGCAGUGGGGCGUUUCAUGGUGGCACAGCAACCACAAAUCAGGCUUAUCUUGUGGGAUGACAUGUUUAGGAAACUCAGCCCUGAAUCCAUAAAAGAGUCCGAUUUACACAACCUUGCUUCCCCCAUGAUAUGGAACUAUGACUCAAAAAUGGACGUGCGUGAGAUAGGUAACCUUAUCUUUAAAUAUGAGCUAGCUGAAUUUCAGACUGUGUGGUUUGCUAGCGCAUUUAAAGGAGCUUCUGGGGUUGAUCAGAUUAUGACUCCGAUCAAUCAUCAUUUACAAAAUCAUCUAAGGUGGCAAAACGUCAUUGAAUCAAUGGCAGAGCAUAAGUCUUUGCAUUUCCAGGGCAUUGCGUUGACCGGCUGGCAGAGGUACGAGCAUCACACUGUGUUGUGUGAACUUUUGCCAGUUGGCAUACCAUCUCUCGCUGUUUGUCUUCAGGCACUGAAACACGGUGCUUUUAAUGAUGUGGCACAGAAGGAGGUGCAGCACAUGCUGGGCUGUGAAGUUGAGCUGAGCAAAAACGAAUGUAAGGGUCCAACCUUUCCUGGUGCAAAAAUUUAUGAAAUGGUAAAGAAGAUCAACAGCAGUCUUGGCAGUUCGAUUGAGAAGCUUUUGAAAAACUACCACAUCAGAGGCUCAUUUAGUCCUUAUCAUCGCAAACGCAACUUUGCAAACCCUCGAAAUCUAGGAUUUUUCAAAAAUUCGCUAAAAAUAAUGCUGGAUGAAUGGGACACAUUUUUGCUGACUUUCCGGCGAAGCAUGGAGGACAUAUUUUUCCCGGACACUUUAGAGGAAUGGAUGGAAGAGAAUGUCAACGAACACAUAGAAAAACUUCACCAAAUGGUGGUUGACGUAGAGCGAAUCAUUAAACUUAAUGGACAGGCAAUGGCAGAGCCUGCGAAAAUGAGAUGAAAACAGACAUUCCAGAAUGCAACUCCCACUGACAUUUAAGGAAUAUCUCAGCUUAUUUACUGGAGGCAUCGCUCGAAGUGAUGUCACUGUCAGAAACGUACAGAAAAAAAUCUCAGAAUAUAAAAACAAAAAUACUACUCAGGUGGCAUCAUCACACUGUGCAUCCUUACGUAUGUUUGCCUUUAUUUGAACAAAAUAAUGACGUAAAUUAUUUACCGUAUAAAGUUGCACUGGUAUGGGCAUGAAACACUACAGUUGUUACAUUAACUUCAUAAACAUUUAUUACACAGUGAUUAAAGCUGACACCUGGUGCAUAAACUGCUUAGACCAGUCUAACAAGUUGCUCAUCUAAUUUUUUCUUUAGGACAGGUUAUAACUUUAAAGGGAUACAGUAGUUCACCCAACAAUAGAAAUUGUACAGUAGCUACACAUUGACUUACAUAUUACAGGAAAAGCAUAUACUAUGCAUUUUUUAUUUUUGGGUGAACUAUCCCUUUAAGUCAGUGAUUCUCAACCUUUUUCACUUUAAGCCCCCCACACACACGCACUCUAUUUCUACCCAAUAGAAUGAUUUAGGCAUUACGAGACCGAUUUAUGUUCAUUACAAAAAAUAACCAAAGAGUAAGAAACAUAUAGAUUUUUGGUAGUUUUAUCUUAUUUUAAUGUUUUUUGUCUUAUUUUGAAUAAUUUCAUCUUAAUUAAGGCCCCUCUUGGAAAUCUGUUGAGGCCCUCGUGGGCCCCCCGGUUGAGAAACACUGCUUUAAGCACUAACCAACUAGCAAUUGGUUGGUCAGGCUGGCUCAUACGGUCACAUGGGCAAUUUCGGGUGCGGUGACAGUUUUUUCGACACAGUUGUGGCUGUGUUUAUGCAACUUAUGCAACCUGGUUGCCAGCCUUUUGCACAUUUGGUCUAGCGAACUUACAUUUACAGUCUUCAUUACAACAUUAAGAUAUUCAACAUUCAACAACAUUGUAUGCUGGAUUUACUAUGUUUUUUUUUAAGGGGAAUAAAACAAUAAAAAACUGUUGUGGUAUUUUAUACUAUAUAAGACCUUUCAUACUAGA
Molecule: messenger RNA, 3081 nt
Organism: Misgurnus anguillicaudatus (oriental weatherfish)
Lineage: Eukaryota; Metazoa; Chordata; Actinopteri; Cypriniformes; Cobitidae
Product: hexosaminidase D
Biological process (GO): carbohydrate metabolic process
Molecular function (GO): hexosaminidase activity
Source: RefSeq, a predicted model, not a curated record